Messenger RNA from Colletotrichum spaethianum, 606 nucleotides. RefSeq lists its product as uncharacterized. The record is from RefSeq and is a predicted model, not a curated record. The transcript has a single exon. NCBI's taxonomy places the organism in Eukaryota, Fungi, Ascomycota, Sordariomycetes, Glomerellales, Glomerellaceae. The coding region runs from base 1 to 606 and encodes 201 amino acids.
AUGAAAAAGGCACCUUACAAGGACAUAUGGAAGCUCGAUAUGGAUGUGCUCCCAGCACCUGGUGCUAUCGUGUCGGAACAGAGGAACCGUGAGUUCAUGCCUCCAAACCUGGCGGUGGAUUUCCUCUGGCACACGCAUCGCCUCUACCCAGCCAGCUACUGGGUUUGGAGUUUCACCUCGGCAGGGAGACUAAUAGACUAUGAGCCGAUAGCUUCGGCUGAAGCAGCGAGGAGGACUUUGGGAGAGACUGAUAUAGAGUGGAAGAAGAGGAACGGGUGCUGGUAUGACAAGAAGCACUCUUUGCACCAGUGUGACAUGGAGGAUUACUUCCCAGACGCUGCUGUUGUUCCGCCGGGACAUCCGGCGAGAGCCAAAGUCCAAUGGACUCUAGGUGGAAUGAACCCUGUGAAGGAGAGAAGAGUAGGAACUAGAGGAAGGUAUUACGUGUUUGAGGGGCUUGACAUACCAUUCGACGGGGGCUCUUGGGAUUUUGGUGGCAGCGGUGAUGGAGGAGGCGGAGGAGAUGGAGGAAGUGGAGGAGGGGACGGCGGGUGUGGUGGUGAUGGUGGUGGAGGCGGAGGCGGAGGCGGUGAUGGUGGUAGUUGA